AUGUGUGGCACUGAGUACAACGUCUGGGUCAAGGCGCUGGGUCAGCAGUACAACAGCUCUGACAGCACAGUGGUCUCGCUUACAUCAGCUCCAUGUCUGCCCAGAGAGGUAGAGAUAGAGGUGGACUGUAUUCAUGAUGGCGCUGCCGUUGUGUCCUGGAAUGCUACUUAUGGCGCAGCAAACUUUUCCCUGACAGCCAUGGUCAGUGGAAGUCUUCUGUCACUGUGUGAAACUCAGCAGAACAGCUGUAACGUGACGGGUUUAAGUUGUGGAGAAACCUACAACCUCAGCUUCACCGCCAGCAACGAACAGUGCAGCCUCAGUGCGCCGAUGCACGCUAACCUCACAACGCGUCCUUGUCCUCCUCAGGGUGUAGAUGUGUCCCUGCAGUGUGGCUCCCACACCGCAGUCCUGUCCUGGGAGGAGAGGUCUGAUGUUGAGCUGUACGUAGCUAACGCCAUCAAGACAUCAGGAGGGCCGGUGCAGACGUGUAACUCUACAGGCUCUACGUGUCAGUUUGCCAGUCUGGACUGUGGAGAGACGUACAACUUUACCGUAACAGCAGACAGUCAAGGCUGCAGGAGCCAGGCCAGCAGCACCGUGUCCAUCCAAACAGAGCCUUGCCAGCCUGUGAUUGUUUCCGAUCAGGUGCUCUGUCAGAGUGAGCAGGUCCAGAUCUCCUGGUACCAAGCAAGUGGUGUCGUGAAUUACUUAGUAACGACUACUGGGAGCCUUGGAUACGUGAAGAUCCACAACGCAACCCAGAGUAUUCCAGCAGCUACUUUACCAUGCGGACAGGACUACAAUGUGACUGUACAAGCAAAAGGCAGUGACUGUGACAGCAUCCCCAGCAGCCCCGCCUUCUUCAAAACUGCACCAUGCCCCCCCAGCGAUGUGACGACCUAUGCACAGUGUGAGUUUAACAUGGGCUCAGUCAGCUGGGGGUCCAGUGAUGGCGCUGAAACAUAUGUUGCUGUAGCAACUGGGCUUGAUGGCCACGCCCACCAGUGUCUCACCAACAGCACCGACUGCAGCUGGAACGACCUGCAGUGUGGAGAGGAGUACACUGUUGUAGUGAGGGCAAAGAAUGGCAACUGCACAAGCCUGCCUAGCAACAGCUCCAUAAUCUAUAUGGAUUCCUGUGUGCCCCAGAACUUGGCUGCCACUGUGAAUUGUGAUAUGAGAGUGGUCUCACUGAGCUGGGAUGGCAGUAACGGGACAAAUGUGUAUAUGGUAUCAGGCGAGGCAGGAAACGAAACAACUGUUCUCACCACUAAUGUCACCACGGCCCACUUCUCUGGCUUUAGCUGCGGACUAAACUACAGCCUCACAGUCACACCUCAAAACCAGCACUGUCCUGGAAACUCCAGUGCAUCGGCUUCCAUACAGACAUGGCCGUGUCCACCUGUAGGAGUCUCCACCAGGCAGGACUGUCUCUCUGGCAUCGUCAUGGUAAUGUGGCAGGCAACUAAUGGGUCCGACUACUACACAGCGGCAAUGCAGACUGACACUGGCAUCUCCCCCAUGUGCAUGUCCGACUCUAAUGGAUGCAGCGUCCCGGGACUCACCUGCGGGCAAAACUUCUCCGUGUCAGUCACAGCCUCCAACCAGCAGUGUAACAUCACCUCCAGUCACACCACCAGUCUGCAGUCAGUGCCAUGUGUUCCCACUAAUGUCUCUGUGGUGAUGGACUGUGAUAACAACACAGCUGUUGUGUCCUGGACCGCCAGUCAGGGGGCUGUACAGUACUCAUUGAUGGCCCACAGUAGUCAUAACAACGUCAGCUGUCAAACCUCUAGCCUCAACUGUAGCCUUGACAACAUCACCUGUGGCAACAGCUACUCUGUUCAGGUGGUUGCUAUGGAUGACAACUGCUCCAGUAUCCCCAGCCAGGCUCUGAUAUUCAACUCAGCGCCCUGCCCUCCUCAGAACGUGAGUGCUGAGGUUGACUGUUUGUCAAACGACCUGAUGAUUUCUUGGGAUGCCGUCAGAGAAGCAGACCACUUUUUGACAUCAGUAACUGCAGACAAUGGAGUAACCAUCGGUGGCUGUAAUACCACAAACACUGCAUGUUCCAUCAGAAAUAUGACAUGUGGGAAAACAUUCAGUGUUCAUGUCACCUCCAUCAGAGGUGCCUGCAGAAGCCAGCAGAGUCAGGCCUACAGUAUCAUGUCAGCUCCCUGCCAGCCUGAAAGAAUUAGUGGCAGGCUCGAUUGUGUGACAAAUUCUGCCUGGAUAUCAUGGAACGCUGCUCCAGGGGCAGACAGCUAUGCUGUGUCAGCUGUAGGUGAAGACAACUAUAUAGGCAACUGCACCUCUUCCUCCAACACAACCUGUGAGGUGGAAGGCCUGGCCUGUGUUUCACUAUAUAACUUCAGUGUUAUUGCUAAAAACAGCAAAUGUGAGAGUCAGCCAAGCACCACGAUCGACCUGCAGACAGCUCCCUGCACCCUCUCUGGUAUCACAGCGGUUGCUCAGUGCCACAAUUCCUCAAUCCUCGUGUUGUGGCAUGCAGAGGGAAACACUGUGUACACUGCCACAGCAGAAGCCAGUGAUCACACCUACCUCUCCUGCAAUAAUACUGGCACUAGCUGCUACCUCCAUGGAGCACAGUGUGGCCUCCAUUACACCAUCAUUGUUGCCGCUUCAUCAGACCAGUGCAGCAGUCUGAGGAGUCCACCAUACAGAAUAAGCAUGGAGCCGUGUCCACCCAGUAACGUGGUGGUUGGGUCAACCUGUGCGGACGACAGUGCCCUGGUGUCCUGGAGCCCCUCUCUUGUAGCUGAAACAUAUCAUGUGGUCGCAAUGGGUGCAAAUAGACAUGUGCAUACAUGCAACACCACCUCUAGUAACUGCAGCAUAUCGGAGCUCCACUGUGGCCAGCAGUAUGACAUAUCUGUGACUGCCAGCCACGAGAACUGCACCAGCAAAGCCAGUCAAAACGCUACACUUAACACAGGUCCCUGCCAGCCAGAUGGUCUCUCAGUUAUUUCACACUGUAACAAUCAGUCCGCAUUGUUGUCAUGGACUCCCGGAUAUAACGCUGUGGACUACUAUGGCUGUGCCCAGGCCGAAAAUGGAGACAUGCUGUACUGUGAAAGCACAAAUCCCAGCUGCACCAUCCAGGGCCUUGAUUGUGGAACACUUUACAAUUUCACUGUUCAGGCCUCAGAUGGGACAUGCAACAGCUCCGUCAGUGACCCAGUGCAGAGUGGAGCAGCCCCUUGUCCCCCCAGACAGUGUUGA
This is a messenger RNA of Notothenia coriiceps (black rockcod), 3246 nucleotides long. Its product is annotated as fibronectin type III domain-containing protein 7-like. The transcript has 14 exons. Lineage: Eukaryota; Metazoa; Chordata; Actinopteri; Perciformes; Nototheniidae. The record is from RefSeq and is a predicted model, not a curated record. Gene Ontology annotation, molecular function: protein binding. Bases 1 to 3246 code for a protein of 1081 amino acids.